This is a messenger RNA of Salvia splendens (bonfire salvia), 814 nucleotides long. RefSeq names its product putative germin-like protein 2-1. The record is from RefSeq and is a predicted model, not a curated record. The transcript is spliced from 2 exons. NCBI's taxonomy places the organism in Eukaryota, Viridiplantae, Streptophyta, Magnoliopsida, Lamiales, Lamiaceae. Bases 87 to 743 code for a protein of 218 amino acids. Gene Ontology annotation, molecular function: manganese ion binding.
AAACAGGCUACAUUCCAUUCUGUUACUUAACUUUGAUUAGCAAUUAGUGAUUAAGACAUCUAACAUUCCCAAGCUUUUAAUUCAAAAUGUCUUCAAUCUCAACCUUAUUCGUCACAUUAGCCAUUAUCAAUUUCAUGUCCAUCGCCUUGGCCUUCGAUGCUAGACCUCUCCAGGAUUUCUGCGUCGCUGAUCUCACCAAAAAAGCACAAAUUGGCGGCGCAGCGCCAUGCAAGGACCCUGAAAGAGUCACGGCCAACGACUUCAUCCUCAGCGGCUUCGAUGUGGCGGGAAACACCUCAAAUUCAUACGGCGUGGCAGUCACCUCCGCCUCCGCAACCACAUUGCCGGGCCUCAACAGCCUCGGUCUCUCGUUCUUGCGCGUGGAUCUGGCGCCGAACGGCUUCUUCCCACCGCACUACCACCCGAGAGCGACGGAGCUCGUGGUGGUCCUAAAAGGUGCCUUGGAAAUUGGAUUCAUAACCUCCAACCCAACCUACAACUACUUCACCAAAGUUGUACGGAAAGGCGAUGUGUUUGUGGUGCCCGUGGGGCUCGUGCACACCGUGCGUAAUCUCGCGAGAAGAGACACCGUGGCGAUGGUGGCAUUCAAUAGCCAAAAUCCAGGGGUUACGAAUAUUCCGAACGCCAUUUUGGCGGCUGAGCCCGCCGUCAACAGCGUUUAUCUUUCCAAGGCGUUUCGGAUGGACGUGGAAACUGUGAAGCAUCUGCAGAACAUUUUCUAGAUGUUUUAUUCUCUUUCUCUUUAUGUAAUUAUUCAUUGCUUGUCAGAUAAUGUUACAAUAUUUAUGUGUAA